UUGAGACUAACACAGUAAUAUUUUAUGCUGUCACAUAUGCAUUAUUUGGAGGUGUGUGAAUUUUUGCGCCGAACAGUGGUGCUUCCGUCUUCUCUUCACCGAUUUCAAAACUUUCAGAGGUUCUUUUACGUGUACAUCGGGGGAACUCAGUGUAGGAAUUAAUAUCCAGCCUUAUAUUAUAUCAUCUUCAAUAGAAGGCUUGAUCUUACUUUAACACCGUGCACCUUAUCAAGCCCUUCACACUAUAUCCCGCAUAUUUCGGCACUAAAUUCGAUUGGGUGUUCACCCAGCUUGAGAUCCUAUCAGAUUCCUCGAUCAUCGCGAAUAACAGUUCUCGCGUUUUCCAGCUAAAAUGUCUACCUGUGAUAAGGUUCAUUCAAUGUCAAAGUUUCUGUGGAGUUCGCUAUGUCACAACCUCUGAUUGGACGCAGAUAGCGUAGCUAUAAGUUCGUGAAUUGUAAAGUAAUCUAGCAACUUCCAGAUGUUGUAAAACUUGCAGUCGUUGCUUCAGGAACAUGAUAUUAUAUGGGCUAUUACACCCAGUACAUCAACAUGUGAUUGGGUCAAUAGUUUGGAUGUUAAUUAUAGUUCACAAGAGAUAAUAGACUCCUGUACAAUGAAGAAAUCAAGAUUGAAUAAAUUUCUGUUUGUUUAUUUUGUUGUUGACAGUGGAAAUGUGUUAGCAGUUGCAACGCCAUUGAGUUACCUCCCCUUGUCUGUGGAGUAACGAACUUGUGUGAUUUUUAAAAUGUUUGUGACAAAAUAUUCCAGAAAUAGACAGGUGGUUGUAAAGCCGCUGAUGUUAAAAGGUUCAGUUGGAGAUGAUCUGGAACAUUUAGAGAAAGAUCGGGCAAUACGAACUGAUCCAGACGAUACAAGGAAGAGACGGACAAUAAAAUUAAUUAAAAGAAAUGAAUCGUGGGGCUUCGCUUUACAGACGUAUGGGGUGCGUAAUAAACGUAGUAAUGAGAUUGAGGUCAUGACCUAUGUUGAUUAUGUGGAAUAUAACGGACCAGCCUGGUUAGCUGGACUACAAAGAGGUGAUAUAUUUCUAUCUAUAAAUGGUGAACCAGUAGAGGGAGCCACACAUCAGCAACUCGUGGAUAAAAUACGCAAAGUUGGGGAUUCUAUGAGAUUGGUGGUACUAUUUGAAGAUUGUUGUCGGAAAGUUGAACUCUAUGAAAAAUUCAUCAAAUUAAAGCAAGUAUUAUCAGCGAAACUGACCCAACUACAAGAAUUGAAAAUAAAAGAAAAUGCUGUGUUAAAAAGAUGUGGUUUAACUCGAGUGGAAGAAUUAAGAAACAGUGUUCGUAGCACCAGGAGUAUCAGAUCAACCAUUUCCAGUGACUGGGAUCGAUUCAGUGUUCUCGGAAAUUCUAUGUCCCUACGCAACAUACCAAACCAUGUCCGUGAUCGGAGAAAAUAUGCAGGAAAUUACGAUUCGUCAAGUGAUUUAUCUGUAAAUAACAGUUUUAAUGAUAGUUUGUCCGACAGCGAAAGUGGUGCAUUUUUAACUUCGAGUUCCGUCGAUUUGACCCUAAACACUUCUUCUAGAACGAUUGAUAAUGUGGACAGUGCCUCUGAAUACAGUCUGCCUCUACAUUCCAAUUUCCAACUCGGCGGAAAAUUACUGACUUUUUCUGAAGAUGAUUCUGUUAGUAACAGUUCUUUUGAACAGAUCGAAUCAUGUGACACGAUUGUUGACCAAUCAGAUAUAGCGUUAGAAAUCAAGGCAGAUACAUCAGACAUCGAAACUGUUGAUGAAUCGCAAAAUAUGAAAAAAAUAUCACAUGAUCAAGAAAUUGACCAAGCAAAUGUGUCGGUACAGACUGAAGAUGAUGAGUCAUGUGAUCUGAUUGUUGACCAAUCAAAUGUAAUCACACCAAUUGAGGAAGAAGAGUCAGAUGAUGAAGUUAGCCAAUCAAUGGAUUGUUUAGUGGAAGAUGACGAAAAUGGGUCACAUGACCUGUCCUCAGGACAAUUGAGUGUUGAGUCAUGCUAUUCGUCACUCGAAGGAUCACAUGAUCAGUCAUGUGACGAACCAUGUGAUGACGUUAUACCAAAAACUGUCAAAGAAACCAAACGUUUUAAAGAUGGAAUCCUAAUCAACGAAGAUGAAGAACUUACUAAACUGUGAUAACGCUCUACAUAUCCAACUUUUAUUAAUUGUUUUUAAUUAAUUUGAUUACAAGCAUUUUAUACAUUUCUGCCUUUAUCUUAACCUGUUUUUAUAUGAUUUUACAAAGUCUGUCAUUGAGUCGACUGGUGUGGUUUCGAAUCCCCAGUUGUACGUGACAAGGAGUAGGGUCGCCUGUCCAACCUCGUGGGUUUUCUCCGGGUCCUCCGGUUUCCUCCCACUGCUAAAAACCCCUACGCGCAAGUGAAUUAUUGAAAUAAAAUUGAACCAUGUGUUAGUCCCGAAAUGAUCUAGUUUGUGUCGAGUGGACGUUAAACCCCAUUUCUCUCUCUCUUUCUCUAUAUGAUUUUACUUAAGCGUGCUCUUAUCAGGUUGGUUUGUAGUUAGUUGGGGCGGUGUUCACAGUAUUAUGACCUCUAUUCCAAGUCGUACUGUCACAGGUGUGGAAAUAACGAUUUUACAUAUAUAUACCUGACAAAAUGUCAGGCACUAAUGAAAUACUACCUGACAUUUUCAACUUAGUGCCAGACAUGUAUUAAUAAUAUCAACAAAAAACACAAAUCAGUGCUGGACAAAAUGACAGGCACCAGAGGUUUUGUGCCUGACAAAGCCUGAAUCUGUGCUUGACAUUGUCUGUGACAGGUGCCUUAUUUCCAGGCUUGCAUAGGCUUACUGAUGUAGCGAAAAAAUGUUUUUUUUAAAGGAGUGAAUUGUUAAGUGGUUUGUUCAAUUUAAAUUGAAUGUAAAAUAUGAGACAAAUCUGUCUAGCCAUUGUUGAGAUACAAACAUUUUAACAACUUGCAAUUUAUUAAAUGUGCAAUUGUUUUUUUGGGGGCGAUCCUUCUGGAUCUUAACGCUUGUGCGGACAUGUCGCACGAAAAACAUUGUCGGCAACAAGGGGUAUUCUGCGACCCUAGACAUAAAUUGAUUUUUGGAUGCAUAAUUUUAUUCAAAUACAAUCAAACUACAGCUUCAUAUAAAGACUGAAUAAUAAUCAAUAAAAGUAAAAAAAAAUAUUUGAGGUAUUAACAGUGAAGAUAUGAAUUAUCAGGUAUUUUUUGAAACCAUAAAAAUCUGCAAAUAACUUAAUUGUCAUUUCGAUGUAGAAUCAUCUUUUGACGGGGUCGGUAGUGUACCUAGAUUUGUUGUCAGUAGCUGACAAUGUAUAAAAACUCGCAAGACAAUUACAUGUAUGAACCAGUUCCUCACAAAUGUUAAGGAUAUGGUCAUGGGGUCCCAAAAUACCCCUUGUAUACACACACAAGGGUUAACAGAUGCUAAUGAGAAUAGUCAUACUUUAUAUAUAAAUCGGUUCUUUGAAUUCUGACAAAAAUCUGAACAUAAAGGUUAAUUUGAGUAUUGUUAAAAUCUAAUUCCCUUUUUUUAUUCCUUGAUAAGAGUGCUAUAGUCUUGUUAAGAUCAACCCAGGUGCCCAGAUCCAUUGAAAAUUAACAGGUGCUUUGAUUGGUGCUAUAAGUGAGAAUUAUGUGGUGUUAAUUAAACUGUUUCAGAUGUAUUUUAGUAGAUAAAACUGGUUAAUUCUGUCACUCCCAAAAUACUAUGACCUGUAUGAUCUACAUGUUUAUACAUGCCUAUAGUUAUAUGUAAUGGCAAUUAUCAAUUCACUCAUACAAUUUACUAAUGAAAUUUCUUAAAGAUAUUUAAUGUAAGCUUUAGAUAAAGAGCUGGUCGUUCUUACUAUAACAGUUCAAAAAUAGAUGAUGAAAAAUGAAUAUAUUAAAAAUUUCAGUCAAGUUACUGGUUUCUAAGCAAAGUUAUCAACAUUAUUCCACACUAUGGUGUAUGGUGCUUGAUUUGUUAACUUAAAUCCACUUUUAUCAACAGACAUCUUGGAAAUGAACCUUUCCUAUGAGUAAAGAUAAUCACGCCCCCUUGACAGCUUGUUUACCAAAUUUGUGAAAACUCCUCACAGGUCAUUGAAAAACUGAAAUGUUUACACAAAGUUUUCAUAUUCUCAUCUGGUGGAGUGUUGUAACAUUACUGCCAUCAUUUUCAUUCUGAAGAAAAGUUACGCUUUGGUUAGAAUACAGGAGUUUCAAACUUGACAAUUUAUUGAAUUUUAAGAUUGUCCGCGAGAUGACAAAUAGACUGUGAGCAGUGCCGUAUUUAAAAUACAAGUGAGAUAUUUUAACCUGGAACUGGUUCCAUAAACAUGGUUGUCUUGUUCUUGUUGGUCUUGAUGUGACAACUCGGCAAACCUCAGCAGAUUCCAAUACCCUACAUCUAGCCUCGGCUGUAUGACGAAGUCCGCCAUUGAAACUACUUUCAAGUUCCUGGAUUACUAACGGCGUUGCCCAUGACAAAACCUUUGAUGAAUGUUUUAUCAUACAAAUAUUUCAAAGUCUGAAGCUGUUUUUCUUUCAAGGUUAUCGGAUUUUCUUCAAACAAGGACAACUUGCACUGAAAAUUCUAAACACGCUUCCAAUGACGCAAUUUUGAUAACUUCUUUGUAAAAGGGCAAGUUUUCCUAAUAAGUAAACCUGUGCCGGAUCGCAAUUGUAUUUGCUUAGGUACAUAUCACUUACCGUCAUGCAGCCGAGGCUAAAUGUAGAGUAACGGAAUCUGCAGAGAUUUGCUAAGUAUUGGUUUAAACAAUAUUUUGUUGAUGUUAACAUCACCAUUCCAAGAUGGCUGCCAUGAUGUCAUGGUGGGAUCCUGGUUCGCACUCGUAUUCUUCCUUUUUUUUGUAAUUUACACACACAUGCAGAUACCUUGAUUCAUUAGUUUUAUUUUUAUCUGAAAAUUGCAAUUGAAAGAAGUCAUAUGAGUUGUUUCUUCGAUUUUUGUCUCCCAGAUACGCACAUGUUCAUACAGUUGUUACCACAUGAACCAAUUAAGUAUUACUUUAUAUAUAUGCAUUUGCCAAAUUUGACAUGCAUUAAACAUCAUGCAAGGUUUUAAAUUCUUACAUUUGUACCGGCAAUAUAAUUAAUACUGUAUUUGUCAAUGUAUCUUUCAAUUUCAAUAGAUUACAGUAAUUGAAUAUUAAACUGAUUUUGCAAUCUCAUCAAUAAAAUAAUUAAAAUUCUCAUGAAACUAUAAGAAUGCUUUGUAUACAUGUAACUUACAUCAAUUCCCAAUAAAUUUUUUAUUGCAAACGGAGCCAAUCAUUCCUGAUACUUAAUCUGUUAUCAAUUAGGUGGGGUGAGGGAAAGUUAAUCUUGAAUGUGGGAGUAUAAUAAAAAAAAAAGUAACAGGGUUAUCUCCCCUUUGUCAUGACAUUCAUUGUUCCCUCUGAAAUGAAAUUAAAGACAUUCUACUAUUCAUGAUUCAAUCUUGUGAAGUAUAUACCUACACAAACAAGUAACAAUUAACCAUUUCACUUACCUGGUGAUGAUACACACAUAGACCUAUUAAAAGAUAAUUAUAUUGGAAUGUUAAGAUGAAAAGAUAAUUAUAUUGGAAUGUUAAGAUGAAAUGGCUGUGAUGUUCGUGACAAAAGAAUUUAGUCAAUAGAAAAUGGUACAUGUAUAAUCAUACCAUGUUAAUGAUACAUGUACAUUCGUUUCAAAGUUGAUAUAAUAUUAUAUAAUCAUAUCAAAUGUGAAAUUUAGAAAAGAUGAUAUAAUUGUAUUAAAUUUGUAGUUUAGAGAAGUUGGUACAAUUGUAUCAAACAUGAACUAAGUUUAUAGAAGUUGGUAUAAUUGUAUCAAACAUGAACUAAGUUGAUAGAAGUUGGUAUAAUUGUAUCAAUUUGAUCCAAUUUUAUAGAAGUUGAUAUAAUUGUAUUAAAUUUGCAGUUUAUUAAAGUUGGUAUAAUUGUAUCAAACAUAAACUAAGUUUAUAGUAUUAAAUAUGAACUAACUUUAUAGAAAUUGGUAUAAUUGUAUCAAAUGAACUAAGUUUGUGGAAGUUGGUAUAAUUGUAUCAAAUAUGAACUACGUUUAUUAAAGAUGAUAUAAUUGUAUUAAAUUUGUAAUUCAGAGAAGUUGGUACAAUUGUAUGAAACAUGAACUAAGUUUAUAGAAGUUGGUAUAAUUGUAUGAAACAUGAACUAAGUUUAUAGAAGUUGGUAUAAUUGUAUCAAAUAUGAACUAAGUUUAUUAAAGAUGGUAUAAUUGUAUCAAAUAUGAACUAAGUUUAUAUAAUUGUAUCAAAUAUGAACUAAGUUUAUAUAAUUGUAUCAAAUAUGAACUAAGUUUAUAUAAUUGUAUCAAUAUAUAUAUGAACUAAGUUUAUUAAGGAUGGUAUAUGCAAUGUUUUUGUCACAGUAUAAAGUUGUUACAAAUGUAUUAAAUGUGUUAUUAAUUAAUACUCACAGCAUAUAAUUGUGAUAGUUAUUUAUGUAACUCUUAAUACAACCUAUUAUUAAUAAUUAUUAUAAUAAAUAAAUCGCAUAAUUGUGUCAUUAUUUAUAUCUUAAAGAUGUGUUCGUGAAAACGAUCUGUGUUGAAAGAAGGUUGGUCGUUUCGAUCAUGAAAUGAAACAGGUGUUUAACGUCCUACUGUUCUGCUCCAACUGUGCUAAUGGGGACGGGCAUAUGCCAUACAGUGCGCAUAUGCCAUACAGUGCGCUGUGAGGGACACCACAGGGGAAAAUCCUGAUGAACUUUCUCGGCCAACGAAUGAAUAGAACACAGGACCUACAAGUUAGCUAGCUAACAUCUUAUGGUUACCACGUGCGCUCUGUAUCAUAAGGCCUGUUAUUGAGUCAGCUGGCGUGGUUUCGAAUCCCCAUUUGUACGUGACAAGGAAUAGGGUCACCUGUCCAACCUCGUGGGUUUUCUCCGGGUCCUCCCACUGCUAAAGACUCCCUAUGCGCAAGCAAACUAUUGAAAUAAAAUUAAACCAUACCUAGUUUGCGUUGAGUGGACGUUAAACCCCAUUUCUCUCUCUCUCUUAUUCACUGUGCCAUUGUGGCUUUCAGUUAUGGAAAGUUAAUAAAAAAGUGAUAUGUUUUAGGGAACUUUAAACUGUAUAUCUAUGUUUUCUGUGGACUAAAACUUCACUUUAUUGCCAAGUAAUUUUUAUAUGCCCAAAUGGAAAUUUGGUCAUAUAUUGUUGUCUAACGUCCACAAUUUCUUGUGAACACUCUACAGAUUACAUUCAUCAUCAGACAUUUUUAGAAUUUAUAUAUGUUGUUUGCAUUAGUGAGACGACGAAGCAUGCAUGAUUUCAUCAAUUUUCGUUAAUAACUUCUGGAGUUAUGGUUCUUGUUUCACAACCUUUUGAAUGCUCGAGGACGCCAAUUGGAUUUCAACAAUUGCCAUUUAAAACUUCUAGAACUUUGUGAUAGCUUCAGUGACAAGACUGAUCAUCCAAUCUGUAUGAAAUUUAUCUGCAUGGUGUGAAAUAGUACAAUGAAGAAGCCUACUGAAUUUUAGCAAUUUCCAUUGAUUAUUUCUAGAGUUACGGCCCUCUUUCACUUUGUUGAACCCCUUGUGUAGUCAUCAUCCGAUCUGUAUUAAAUUUAUAUGCAUUAAUUAUAUAAGUAGAAUGAAAUAGCCUAUUGAAUUUCAGUUCUAAUACUUCCUCCUGCCCUGAUUGGUGUGCAUGAAAAUGCCUAUUGAAUUUCAGCAAUGUCUGUUUCUAUUACUUACGCCUGUCCUGGAUGGUGUGCCCAUGACAGUUGGAAGUGGAGGAAAAGCGUUGAGCUUUCCAGGCUAAAUUCUGCCACCUUGCAUUGUAACAAUAAAGAAAGAAAGAAAGAAAUGGGGUUUAACGUCCACUCGACACAAACUUGGUCAUUUUGGGACUAACAUAUGGUUUAAUUUUAUUUCAAUAAUUCGCUUGCGUGUAGGGGUCUUUAGCAGUGGGAGGAAACCAGAGGACCAUUGUAACAAUAAACUGUCUAAGAAACUAUGUACUGAUGAUUCUUCAAGUAACUGUAGUGAUUCCUUAUAAUUCUUGUAUUAAGAAUAUCCACGGUCAACAUCCUUGCUGUGUGAUUAAAAUCAAUAUAAAUUAAACAUACAUUAUUCAAGAGCUAAAUCUGUCUAUUGCAGGUCUUUCAUUUGCCCUUAUAUGUUAUCUACAUUAUUAAUUAAUCAUUUAUUAACAUGGCAAAACCAGAUGGCUCUGAUUUUAAGUAGAUUAGUAGGGUUCGGCCAUUUAAUGAUUUAAUUUUGAAAAUGGAGAAGUGUGUCUAGGCCUCAAAUAAGCAGCACCGUGCCUACAAAAAUAAACAAUCAAUGCACAAAUCUUAUCAAAACUACAAACAUUGAUAACUUUGCUUAGAAUAAAGUAAUUUGAAUGAAA
Patella vulgata (common limpet) is the source of this 8355-nucleotide messenger RNA. RefSeq lists its product as uncharacterized. The coding region runs from base 749 to 2137 and encodes 462 amino acids. The record is from RefSeq and is a predicted model, not a curated record. The transcript has 7 exons. NCBI's taxonomy places the organism in Eukaryota, Metazoa, Mollusca, Gastropoda, Patellidae. Gene Ontology annotation, molecular function: protein binding.